This is a messenger RNA of Talaromyces proteolyticus, 1341 nucleotides long. RefSeq lists its product as uncharacterized. The record is from RefSeq and is a predicted model, not a curated record. Lineage: Eukaryota; Fungi; Ascomycota; Eurotiomycetes; Eurotiales; Trichocomaceae. Bases 23 to 1015 code for a protein of 330 amino acids. The transcript has a single exon.
UAUUGUGUCGUCGUUUCGAAUUAUGCACAAAAGAGGCAUCCGCAACAAUAUCAAUUUAUUGAUUGGAAAUGUUCAUACUACUCCGGAAUACCGGAAUAAAGGCUUUAUUCGGUAUAUGAUUGGUGAGACUAUUGAGAAAUAUGAGAUUCCCGGGUAUAAAUUCGGAGCAGUUGCGUCCGACAACGAAGAUGCAGACGCUUAUAUUGCCGAGCACAUUCGCCCAGACACAUACGAGUACUAUUGGACUUUAUAUUCGGGGGUGUCGGAAAUGUAUGCCAAGUUUGGCUUCAAAAGUGUACCCGAGAUGAAUUGGUUGAUCUAUGAAGAGCCAGUGUUAGACAAAUCACAUCCACCACCAUCUGGUCUAGAGCCAUACCAGGGUGUCGGGACGCAAGUGACAUUCUUAAAGACCGACUCCGACCUAUCCAACCUCAAUCAAUACUUUUCCGAUCCAGCGUACGCUUCGUAUGUGAAUUCUGAUGUGUCGCCCAUGGUGCGAAGUACGAGCUUACACCACCCAAUGGUCCACAACUUCUACGCUCGAGACGCUGUAGCUAGUGCCUAUUACGGGCGAAGCUAUAAUUACGUUGGACUAAAAAUUGCUCAUUCCGGGAUUGGCAAGCAAACAUUUGCAAUAUUCAGUGGAGCACUCGACUACUCUGGGAUUCUGGUUCAAAAGCUUUUUACCGAUUUGAGAGUGGAUAAUGAGAGCCAGCGACAACUCCUGGUCCAGGAUCUGGCCUAUGUGGUCAAGUUCUUGCGACAUGUGCACGUCGCUGACUACUCACUUCUAGAUCGUGAUUUUAUCAGCUCCAUAAAGCUGAUGCUUACUACCCAGGAUAUAUGUACGAAAGACAGAGAAACCCAUGACUAUGUUAUUAGCACGUUGGAGAAGUCAAAUUGGCGAUUGGAUACUUCUAACAGUUUCUUUCUGCCAAUGAUGAAGGACUGGGCAAAGCCUGGUAUUACUGAAGGAGUCAAGUGGAUUAACAAUGGCUUCUGGUGUUUUGGUUGAGCAAAGAUAUUGGUUUGUAAGAGUGAUGGUAAUAGAAUGACGAGUCGUCGAUCUGAUCAACAUCACUAUAGGAAUAGUUAUAGAAGCCGAUACUAGUAAUUGCCCUUCCCCUGUAAUACCUCACUAUUUAGCUAUCCGUUGAGGAGCAGAAGAAAUGGGCUCGGUUGUUCUAAGUCUUCAAGGUUGAUAUGAGGCCAUAUAUAAACCUCUCUCACUGAAAUUCUGCAGCAGUUGAGUAUGAUACAGGUUUGGGGAGAUACAGUUUCUCAAAUACUGAGGCUGGUUCGUCCAAGUCUAGAUCCAGGUCUUGAAAAUUACUCCAGCAC